Messenger RNA from Hymenoscyphus albidus, 372 nucleotides. NCBI's taxonomy places the organism in Eukaryota, Fungi, Ascomycota, Leotiomycetes, Helotiales, Helotiaceae. The record is from the annotation of a GenBank genome assembly.
AUGGUUUCGAUGCCGCCAAACCUGUUGGAAAUACAAUCCAGAUGUCUUACCCGCGAUGUGAGUGUCCAAGAAUUUAGCCGACAGAGGCGCAAUGAGGUAAGUCCCCUCAUCCUCUGCAAGAUAUGCCGUCUCAUUUGUGGAAGGGUUGUGACAUGUAGCCAAUGCUCCUACUUCUUCCAACAUAAGAGAACCUUUCAUCCCCAUUAUAUCGUGAGUUUUCAAGAAUUCAUUCUUCCCAUUCAAUAGCCAUAUGGGUGGGCUGUAUGUUUUCCACCAGAUGGCAUUUGUCGCGUCAGGUUGGUUGCUCAAAAAAACCUGAGUGGGUAUAAUGCCUCCUUGGUGGUAGACGCCCAUCAGAAGGCCAAAUAUUAA